Ochotona princeps (American pika) is the source of this 913-nucleotide messenger RNA. RefSeq names its product sperm acrosome-associated protein 7-like. The record is from RefSeq and is a predicted model, not a curated record. NCBI's taxonomy places the organism in Eukaryota, Metazoa, Chordata, Mammalia, Lagomorpha, Ochotonidae. Gene Ontology annotation, cellular component: acrosomal vesicle. The transcript is spliced from 6 exons. Bases 192 to 776 code for a protein of 194 amino acids.
CCCCACACAGGACAGGGCCCCUGCACACAGUCCAGUUAUCACAGGCACCUGGACAGGGUCCCAGCUCACAGCCCAGUGUGAGGUCACAAGUCCACAGGCAGGGUCCCACUCAUUUCCUGGUCAUGAUGUCCCAGGUCCCUGGGCAGGGCCCCUCCUCACUUCCUGGUGUGAUGUCACAGGCCUGACAUUCCAUGUAUCCUGGAGACAGUGGUUGGAGAAGUGGAAGACUUUUAGGGAAGACCUUUCUCUUUGCCAUAGGGACCAUGGAGGCACGUGGAGUGGCCGGGACCUUCUUUACCCUCCUGCUGUGCUGCUGGCCAGAAGUGAGGCUCUGGCCAGUAAGGAUGGCCUCAGAUCCAAAAGCUGAACUGGCACCACCUUUUAAGAUUCUGGAUGACGACAUGGCCACAGUGUUUGACGAGAUUCUUGUCCAGGAGAUGCUGGAACCCAACAGAUCAUCCAUGCUCGAAAUGCAGAGACCACCAGCAAUGACGGUUCCAAAAAGUACUCAGGAAGAAGCAACCGUCUUCAAAGAGAAAAACCACUUGGACAUCCCCAAGAAGCAGCAAGAGAAACAGUUGUCCCUCGGGAGCCCCAGCACAAUAUCCUUUGACGAUGAGGAGAAAGAAACGCUGUAUCAGAUUAAAAGCCUGGCUGCCCUGGAGAAGAUUAUCAGCAGCCUACGGAGGGCCAUCGGAAGCAGCCUGCAGAAGAGGAAGCGGCUGCAGCAGAGCAUGCUGAGAGCAUACUACAGGCACCGACGGGGCAUGCCCUGAGGCCAGGGCACCCAGGACCCAGUUGCCCGCCCGCCCUUGGGGACGAAAGCCGCUCUGGCAAGCAUGCCAGCCCUCGCUGCGCGCAGAAAACCGCUCCGCACUCAAGCAGUGCCAAAUAAAGUUGACAUUUCAGUAUU